AUGAAUCCAUAUACAUCGUUUCAAUACAAAAGGACAGGGCCGAAAUGGGAUGCCGAUUUCAAGCGUCUCUCAUUAUCGCAGAAGAUUAUUUUUAUAAACUGUGCAAAUCCAGUGAAUUCUCCUCUGUACGUAGACACUGGUACUUGCCUUAAUGGAGCGGAAUCUUCCAAUGCUUCCCUCUCAACGCAUUCAUAUGUGAAUAUUGGUGGCAUGAAGGCCUCGGAUGUGAUGGAACUGUGCAGCUUAGAGAGGAUGACGUUUUUGCCAGCCAAGGAUUACAAGAACAUGUCCUUUAAGGAAAUUCACAGUCAGCUGGCAUAUGGGUUUGAGCUUUCAUGGCACAAUAGCAGGUGUGGAAGCUGUGCAUGCUACAUCGAUGAUUCGAACCGUAAACACUGCAUAGAUGGACUUUCUUGGUCCAGAUGGACUUUCUUGGUUCUGGACAACCGUAGCCGUCCUGCUGUCUGUAUCCAUGUUCAUUGGUAAGAACUUCCCUUAUUGAUUAUUUAUAUUUUCUUUAAGAUAAGAUAUUGGAUCAUAUUUUAUUAGCAGAUACAAAAUGAUAAUUCCUAAAUGUCUUCUUAUGCCAAGUUCUUGGGCUUGGGGGGUUGCCUAAUGUCUGAGACAUAUCUUUUGGUUAAGGGUAUGCUUUUCUACAAACCCUAACACCAAACCUAACCCAUGUUGUGUAUUUAACUUAUAAUCAGUAAGAAAUAAUAAUGAUUUCCGUCUUC
Messenger RNA from Populus nigra (black poplar), 734 nucleotides. RefSeq lists its product as uncharacterized. The record is from RefSeq and is a predicted model, not a curated record. Lineage: Eukaryota; Viridiplantae; Streptophyta; Magnoliopsida; Malpighiales; Salicaceae. The transcript has 3 exons. The coding region runs from base 1 to 486 and encodes 161 amino acids.